Molecule: messenger RNA, 1568 nt
Organism: Eleginops maclovinus (Patagonian blennie)
Lineage: Eukaryota; Metazoa; Chordata; Actinopteri; Perciformes; Eleginopidae
Gene: ackr4b
Product: atypical chemokine receptor 4b
Exons: 1
Coding region: 274-1380 (368 amino acids)
Biological process (GO): immune response; positive regulation of cytosolic calcium ion concentration; calcium-mediated signaling
Cellular component (GO): external side of plasma membrane; membrane
Molecular function (GO): C-C chemokine receptor activity; C-C chemokine binding; scavenger receptor activity
Source: RefSeq, a predicted model, not a curated record
AGUCGUGUCCUCUCUGCGUUCACUGGGGUUAGUCAGGCUCACACAGACGCAGCUUAAGCCAUUAGUGAAACCAUGCAAGAAGAAAGAAUUCCCUCUUCCUGUUUGUGUUGGAAAGCAGAUCGAGGCUUACUCUGCUGCCGCUGGGUUCAGACAGCAGGCAAAUGGAUCUGAUUAUAAAACCCAUAUUUCAUCUUCAUGUGAAACUAAAGAGGACAGUGUAGUAAAAUAAGACCCUUUAAUUGGACUGUUUCUUCUCUCUGUGCAGGAGAAGAAAUGGAGGAUUUCUACUAUGAAGACGAUGACGACUCCCACUCAAAUGACACUUACGACUACAACUACGAACACACUGUUUGUGACAAGGAGGCGGUGCGCUCGUUCGCCAGCGUGUUCCUCCCGGUCAUCUACGCCCUGGCUCUGGUGGUGGGCCUGGCUGGGAAUGCCCUGGUCGUGGUGGUUUACACGUCAAAGCUGCGACUGCGCACCCUGACAGAUGUGUGCAUCCUCAACCUGGCCAUCUCAGACUUGCUGCUCCUCUUCACGCUGCCUUUCUGGGCGGCAGACGCCGUGCACGGGUGGAGGUUGGGCGUGGCAGCCUGCAAGCUCACGUCCUUCCUUUACAGUACCAACUUCAGCUGUGGCAUGCUGAUGCUGGCGUGCAUUAGUGUGGAUCGCUACCGUGCUGUAUCCUGCAAUCCCACAGGCAGGAGUGGGCCCCGGGUCCGGAGACAGUGGCUCCUGGUGUGCGUGAUGUUGUGGGUUACAGCCAGCUUCCUUGGCCUUCCUGAGCUCAUCUUCUCCACGGUGAAGCACUCCCAUCACCGGAUAGCCUGCACGGCCAAGUAUCCGCACAGCAUGGCCCGGCCUGCUAAAGCCGCCCUGGAGCUGAUGGAGGUGAUUCUGAGAUUCCUGCUCCCUUUCUUGGUCAUGGUGGUGUGCUACUGCUGGGUGGGGCGGGCGCUGAGCCGUGCAGCCGGGGUGCGGAGAGAGAGAAAAUGGCGUGCUCUGCGAGUCCUGCUGGCGGUGGUGGCGGUGUUCCUGAUCACCCAGCUGCCCUACAACGUGGUGAAGCUGUGCCGAGCCAUGGACAUCAUCUACAUGCUGGUGACGGACUGCGAGGUCAGCAAGGGUCUGGACCGGGCCGUGCAGGUGACGGAGAGCCUGGCGCUGGCCCACGCCUGCAUCAACCCUCUCCUCUACGCUUUCAUCGGGUCCUCCUUCAGGGGACACGUCCUGAAAGUGGCAAAACACCUUGGACAGCGACUGGGGAGACACCCGAGACACGUGGCGGAGCCGGCGGUGGAGAUCGCUCUCAACACGUGCACGCAAGCGCAAUCAAAGUCCGGUUCAGAGGACCAGGACACCAGCACCUUCACCAUUUAAGACUCAAAACAUGCAUCUGUUUCCUCUACUAACGUGUACGUCUCUGUAUAUAUAUUUACACACGGUUAUUAUUAUAAUAAUAAGGGACCAACUACAAUACAUGUAGAGUGAGUUUAUAUGCACUAAAUGAAGCAAAGCAUUUUGUAUAAAUUAUGUAUUUUGUUAAAUAAAAGACACAUUUUCUGUGA